Fusarium redolens is the source of this 783-nucleotide messenger RNA. RefSeq lists its product as uncharacterized. The coding region runs from base 1 to 669 and encodes 222 amino acids. Gene Ontology annotation, biological process: mitochondrial respiratory chain complex I assembly. NCBI's taxonomy places the organism in Eukaryota, Fungi, Ascomycota, Sordariomycetes, Hypocreales, Nectriaceae. Gene Ontology annotation, cellular component: membrane. The transcript is spliced from 2 exons. The record is from RefSeq and is a predicted model, not a curated record.
AUGUGUCAUGGAUUCAAGACUUCACCAGAACAUUUGCGCCUCCCCAUAUUCUUUGGUGACAUUCAAAGUCACAAAUUGAAACAAAAGAAGCCCAUGGCCACAAAUCAGAUUGGGCCUGUUGCGCGGGCCUGGUACAAGUGGAAAGCUCUCCGCUUGCCGUGGCGCAAGCGCUUCCUCAUGGGUUACGACCUUCAGGGUAAUACAUACUGGGAAUUUCGACUCACGAGAGGCGCUGAGAGUAACGAGCGCUGGCGAAGAAUUGUUAAGUACUCGCGAUCAACACACUACUCCUCCGUAAAGGUCAGCCCGCAAUGGCACCAAUGGCUACGCCAUACGCGAGAGGAACCUCCAAGUAUCGAGGAACAACACAGCGAUGUCCUACGUCGGUUGAGGAUGCAGAAACUUGCUGCUGAGGCGGAUGCUCGUUGGGAGGCCAAACCGCGAGUUAUGGAGGCACCACGGGCUGCGCCGGCACCGUUGCUUUCACCGGCGAAGGCUAGUCCUUUACAACAAGACGCCAUGAGUGGUGAGCAGACUGAUACGGGCGCAAAGGAGACCAAAGAAGAGACUGAAAAGAACGAUGACCCAUGGGCCAGGGCCAAGGCUAGAGCACCAGGCGAGACAUGGCAACCAACUUCUUGGAGUCCAACAGCAGCCAAGAAACGUUGAGUAACAGAGCUUCAGUUAAGCACUGACUCAACUGGCCCAGCAAGCCAUAAUUGCCAUACCAAAUGUAGCAACAAUGUACAAGAGCCACGGAAAGAGACGAAACAGAUUCAACGG